Messenger RNA from Spea bombifrons (plains spadefoot toad), 1460 nucleotides. RefSeq names its product carboxypeptidase B2 (gene CPB2). The transcript is spliced from 11 exons. Gene Ontology annotation, molecular function: metallocarboxypeptidase activity; zinc ion binding. NCBI's taxonomy places the organism in Eukaryota, Metazoa, Chordata, Amphibia, Anura, Pelobatidae. The record is from RefSeq and is a predicted model, not a curated record. Gene Ontology annotation, biological process: fibrinolysis; proteolysis. The coding region runs from base 81 to 1343 and encodes 420 amino acids.
AAUUGUCAGUGUUGGUGACCGAUUGUGAAUCCUUGGACAUUUGCUUUCCAAACAUCUAAGUUUCACAGACCUGGUUCGAAAUGUUCUAUUUAUUAAUACUAGCACUGGCUAUAUUUAUUGAGAACAAUGAGGGGAAGCCUGUUAUCAGGAGUGACCAGGUGUUAUAUGUUCGUCCACGGACUGAUCCCCAGGUUGACAUUUUAAAGAAUAUAACUUCCAUGUCAGAGGUUGUCUUGUGGAAGCCUGAUGCCCCUGAGUAUAUAGAGAAAAACAAAGAAGUUCAUUUCUAUGUAAAUGCUUCUGCUGUGGAUGAGGUGAAAGACCAGCUGAACAUAUCUUUGAUCUCUUACACUGUCCUGGUUGAAAAUGCUCAAAGUCUUAUUGAACAGCAGACAUUCAACGAGUCUGUUGGCAAACGCAGUGACAGCUCGUAUUAUGAACAGUACCACAACCUUGAUGAGAUAUACUUCUGGAUGGAAGAAAUGACAAACAAACAUUCGGACAUGUUGCAAAAAAUUAACAUUGGCUAUUCAUUUGAAAACCGCCCUCUUCACGUGCUGAAGCUGUCUGGCAAAGAGAAAGGAACAAAAAUUGCAAUCUGGAUUGAUUGUGGAAUACAUGCAAGAGAAUGGAUUUCCCCAGCUUUCUGCAUGUGGUUUGUUGGUCAUGCAGUAGGGUUCUAUGGUAAUGACAAAACCAUGACAAAGUUACUGAAAUAUAUUGAUUUCUACAUCUUGCCAGUGAUGAAUGUGGAUGGCUAUGAUUACACAUGGACUACUAAUCGAAUGUGGAGAAAGAACCGCUCAAAAUAUGGUAACAGCAAUUGCUUCGGGACUGACUUGAACAGGAAUUUUAAUGCUGGGUGGUGUGGUCCUGGUGCCUCUAGUGAGCCUUGCCGAGAAAUAUACUGUGGACCUUAUCCUGAAUCUGAGCCUGAAGUGAAAGCAGUUGCUAACUUUCUCCGAGAGAAUAAAGAUGUGGUUAAGGGAUAUAUAACUAUCCAUUCUUAUUCCCAGAUGGUGCUCUUUCCAUAUUCAUACACAAGGGAUAAAGUCAAAGACCAUGAUGAGCUGCUCCUGUUGGCAAACAAGGUAACUGAUGGAAUGAGGCAAACAUAUAAAAACAGAUAUGUAUAUGGCCCAGGAGCAGACACCAUAUAUCUGGCACCGGGAGGCAGCGAUGACUGGGCGUAUGAUAUAGGAAUCAAGUAUUCUUUUACUUUUGAACUCCGUGAUAAAGGAACCUAUGGGUUUCUACUUCCAGUGAACCUAAUAAAACCAACAUGCAGUGAAGCUUUAACAGGAAUCAAAAUCAUAGCGGCUCAUAUACUUAAAAACAUUUAAGUGUGUGCUGCUGCAUAACAAUCCAUUUUGCUACACACCAGAAUAAACUGUUACUGUUUUGUGGGUCAUUACAGAAAAUAUAUGCCAAUAAAUAUAUAUAAUCCAUAUACAGAUUAA